UGUUUGGUGACCACACGGAUAAACAAAAAGCUGAAUAAUAUUAUAUAUACAUAAGCUAAUAUGAUUAGAUAUAUUUGUCUUCUCGCCAUCGCUGGGUCUGCAAAGGCACAAAAUGACGAGUCGAGUCUGGACAGUAUAUUUAUGUCUUCAAAUAAUAAUAAAAAAUCAAUUGAGGACCUUAAAUGUUCGAAGAUAGAGCCGACGGAUGGAAGUGUGUGGCAGGGGUGCUACGACUGUUUCACCUGUGACCAUCCAAGGUUCCUUCAGCACUCGAAGGCUAAUUCGCAUACACGACGAUUAAUUGUGGACGACAACUGCGCACCGCUUGAAGUGUGUUGUGUUAACCAAAAUGAAGUUACUAGCUUAAGGGGUCUAGGGAAAUGCGGGAUUAGCAACCCUGAAGGUGAACCGAGAAGCGUCAGACCAACGUUGAGAAGUGUACUCCCCGGCCAAUACCCUUGGAGGGCCUGGCUUUAUGCCGAGGACACAAAAUUGUGUCCGGUGUCAUACAUACACUUCUACCCGGAGGUGCUCGUCACAACGGCCACCUGCUUGACACAUGUAACGAACAUGGAAGAUAAUUUGAGCGUUCGAUUCGAGCGAAAUCCCAGCAGAGAAGCGAACAUUGCCAGUUUUAAAAUACAUCCUAAUUUUGAUCAUGAAAAACACGACAUCGCACUUCUAAAGCUAGAGACACCUGUGAAUUUUUCUCGCCCUGUGUGUAGACCGGAAGGAAAACCGGAAGUGGGAACCACUUGUGUCGCUGUAACGCGUGAUGAUAUUACUAUAACAGCUGUUAUACCACCACAAAACCAGUGUAACAAUAUAGAGGGUACCAUGUGUGCAUUGGUGCCACGUCAUGAUUUUAUUCCUGAACCAGCCAGUGGACUAUUUUGUGCAGAUCAGAGUCAACAAGUCGAGAAAUAUUUCCUACACGGAAUAAUGUUGAGUAAUACCGAGAAUGUCAUAACAUAUACACAGAUAAGCGACUACGACAAGUGGAUCACUGAUGAAAUAAAUGUAUGGCGUAUUUAAGUUUUUCAGUUGGCAUAAAUAAAAGCCAUUAAAAAAAAAGUUUCAUUUUAAACAUUUCAAAAAAUUAUAAUAAAAUCCCGUUUAAUUCCAAAACAAACUAAAAUAAACAGUUUAGAUUUGU
Messenger RNA from Pieris rapae (cabbage white), 1156 nucleotides. RefSeq lists its product as uncharacterized. NCBI's taxonomy places the organism in Eukaryota, Metazoa, Arthropoda, Insecta, Lepidoptera, Pieridae. Gene Ontology annotation, biological process: proteolysis. Gene Ontology annotation, molecular function: serine-type endopeptidase activity. The coding region runs from base 61 to 1035 and encodes 324 amino acids. The record is from RefSeq and is a predicted model, not a curated record. The transcript is spliced from 10 exons.